Molecule: messenger RNA, 982 nt
Organism: Folsomia candida
Lineage: Eukaryota; Metazoa; Arthropoda; Collembola; Entomobryomorpha; Isotomidae
Product: UPF0235 protein C15orf40 homolog
Exons: 4
Coding region: 334-786 (150 amino acids)
Cellular component (GO): cytoplasm
Source: RefSeq, a predicted model, not a curated record
CCUCCAAGAGGGUGUGGAUGUAGUUUUUUGGGAAGAUUCAUACGUUUUUGAAAAUUUGACACGAACGGUUCGUGACGAACCCCGUUUCGAGCACCCAUACCAGGAAACCAAAAUAAACGAUUCACAGAUGCUCCCCCAUUACAGUGUCCCAUUUUAUAGCAUAUGAUUUUAGAGUAUUUUGGACACUGUGACCCCCAUGAAAAACCGGCAGCUGGGAAGUCUCAGUUGCUCACAAGUUGGUGGUGCGGGUUUCCAGCUGAUUGGAUCUUGCUUCACAUUUUGCAUGUUUUUAAAUUGUAAUUUAGAAAUAAAUAAUUUGUAUUCGCCAUACUCAUGAAGAUAAAUCUAAAAUUAGUAGAAAUUAAUUGCAUUACAAAAGCAGUACCGGGGCUGUGUGGGUUCAGCAGCAUGGGAAAAUCAGCCGGGGUUAAUAAAGGUCAAACUAGCAAAAAUGCAUCCGCGAGUACAAGCAUACCAACAAAAGGUCCAAUAAAUCAAACAAAAGAAGGUCAUUUUUCCAUUACCAUUCAAGUAAAGCCUGGAGCAAAGGUGAAUUCCAUUACAGGUAUUUCAGAGGAAGCAGUAUCGAUACAAAUUGCAGCUCCUCCCGUGGAUGGUGAAGCAAAUAUCGCAAUUGUGAAGUAUUUUUCAACAAUCCUUAAUCUGAAAAAGGCUGAUGUUUCUCUCAGAGGAGGAAAAUCCAGACAGAAAACGGUUACAGUGGAUUCUUCGACUGGUCUAUCGAUAGAAAAAAUCUUGGAAAUGUUAAAAAGUCAAGCAGAAUAAUUAUUUGUACCUAACUUCCUUGUACAAUUCCUUAGAUUACCCAAAAUUGCAUGGGUUUUAUCUUCAUGAUGAUGAGUCAUAUAUAAUCACCAAAUUAUUAUUUUAUCCUCAAAAUGUAACGUAUUAUGCAGUCAGAUGAGAUGUUAAAUGUUGAUGUGGAUUUGAUAAAUAAAGCUACAUAUGUACACGCUGUGAA